Molecule: messenger RNA, 1865 nt
Organism: Oncorhynchus masou masou (cherry salmon)
Lineage: Eukaryota; Metazoa; Chordata; Actinopteri; Salmoniformes; Salmonidae
Product: adenylate cyclase type 9-like
Exons: 4
Coding region: 66-1865 (599 amino acids)
Biological process (GO): cyclic nucleotide biosynthetic process; adenylate cyclase-activating G protein-coupled receptor signaling pathway; intracellular signal transduction
Cellular component (GO): plasma membrane
Molecular function (GO): adenylate cyclase activity
Source: RefSeq, a predicted model, not a curated record
GAAGUUUGAAGAUGGGGAAAAGGGGAGGCCAUUAGCCUGUUUUCAAUGGGGUUGGAUUACUGUACAUGUACUGUCUAUCAGCCCUCUCUGAACUAACCUUCUCUCCCAGGAUGGCCUUCUACCUGGACAGCGUGAUGAGCUGCACUAGAACCCUGCUGAGGGCCAUCUCUGGCUGGGUCCCCCGUCACCUGAUAGGGGCCGUGCUGGUGUCCCUGCCCGCUGUGUCCGUCUUCUCACACGUCACCUGUGACAUGCACCUCUCCAUACAGUUCACCAUGCUCACCUGCUGUGCAGUGAUCAUUGCCAUCAUCCAGUACUGUAACUUCUGCCAGCUGAGCUGCUGGAUGCGCUCGGCCAUGGCCACGGUGGUGGGACUGGUGCUGUUCGCCCUGCUCUUCAGCCCGCCCUGCAGUUCUGCCAACAGUAUGUUAUUUUGGUCUGGCGACGCCACCAACAACAGUAACCGCAGCAGUGUUGUACAUGGUCAGCCUGAGCCCACCGCUGACCCCGUGCCCCGCCUCCAGGACCUGCUGGGCCCCGAGGUGGGAGUGGCCUUCUUCCUGCUCCUCCUGCUCGUCUGGUUCCUCAACCGCGAGUUUGAGGUCAGCUACCGCCUCCAUUACCACGGCAACGUGGAGGCCGACCAGCACCGCAUCAAGAUCCAGAACAUGAGGGACCAAGCCGAUUGGUUGCUUCGGAACAUCAUCCCCAUCCACGUGGCAGAGCAGCUCAAAGUGACUCAGAGUUACUCCAAAAACCAUGGUAAUGUUGGCGUGAUUUUUGCCAGUAUCGUUAACUUUAGCGAGUUCUACGAGGAGAGUUACGAGGGUGGCAAGGAGUGCUACCGCGUGCUCAACGAGCUCAUCGGUGACUUCGACGAACUGCUUCGCGAGCCGCCCUUCAACAACAUCGAGAAGAUCAAGACCAUUGGUGCCACAUACAUGGCGGCGGCUGGGCUGAACGCGCAGCAGUGCGCCGAGACGCCGCACCCUCACGGCCACCUGCGGGCGCUGUUUGACUUCGCACUGGAGAUGAUGCGCGUGGUGGACGACUUCAACAAGAACAUGCUGGGCUUCAAGUUCAAGUUGCGCAUCGGUUUCAACCACGGUCCUUUGACUGCAGGGGUGAUCGGCACCACUAAGCUGCUCUACGACAUCUGGGGCGACACUGUGAACAUCGCCAGUCGCAUGGACACUACGGGCGUGGAGUGCCGCGUGCAGGUGAGCGAGGAGAGCUACUGCGCCCUCAGUGCCAUGGACUACAACUUCGACUACCGCGGCACAGUCAACGUCAAGGGCAAAGGUCAAAUGAAGACCUUUCUGUUCCCCAAGAGUGCGGACAGCGGCACCCCCGUGCCUCAGUACCUGCUCUCCGUCUCGCCAGAGAUCCGGGUGCAGGUGGACGGGAGUAUCGGGCGCUCGCCAACGGAUGAGCUCUCUAAUAUGGUGCCUAGCUCCAUCUCUGGUGUACCCAGUACCACCAGUCCCUCGCUCAGCUCUGGGGUGUCCACGGGUCUGCUGCGGCCUGAGAGGGGGGUGGUGGAGGCUGGAGAUAGGCCAGACAGUCGGCAACAAUACUACUGUAGCCCUACUACUACAGAGACCAUCGCAGCCAGACGCUCCUCAUCAUCAUCCCACGUUGGUCUAGCCUCCCUGCCUAUCACUAGUCAAGCUGGAGCUACUUUGAAAGUCAAACAAUCAAAUCUGUCCAUCACUAAUAAAGAUGAAACUCCUUCAACCAGCGUCCAACAACCAAAUCUGCCCGCCACUAGUCUAGCUGGAGCUCAUUUGACAGUCCAACAACCAAAUCUACCCAUCAAUUAUAAAGGUGAAACUCCUUCAACCAACAUCCAACAACAAAACUAG